Python bivittatus (Burmese python) is the source of this 2717-nucleotide messenger RNA. NCBI's taxonomy places the organism in Eukaryota, Metazoa, Chordata, Lepidosauria, Squamata, Pythonidae. The record is from RefSeq and is a predicted model, not a curated record.
GAACCUUUGUGAAGCUAUGAGGAGAGAGUGCGGACUCGAGGAGUAGAAUAGGGCGUUGCACUGUACGGCAAUGGGGGAACGGAUUUUCUUCGCUCCGAGUUCGCAAGCAAAGAUGUUGCCGUCCCUUCAGGAAUCCGUAGACGGAGAUGAAAGGGAGCUGGAGAGCAGCGAGGAGGGAGGCGGCUUACCGGAGGAACAGAAACCGGAGCGUAGCAGCAACAGCUAUCACUGCUUGUACGGCUACCGAGGCUGCCGGUUACACCAGGGGACAGGCAGUAACGAUGGGAGUCCAAGCAAAUUGUCAGCUGAAACGCCUUCUUCAGAUGACUUCAGCCUUUCAUUGGUGGACACUAAUUUACCAACUGAAGCCGAGGUGGAACUGCGCAGUUUGGUCGCCAAGCAUCUUAAUAAGGGAGCUUUCUUUGAGGGGAUGGGCAAUGUUGUAUCAGUCGAGUUGAGUAUUCCAGAAAGUCGAGUUGGUUGUUAUUACUGCCUGUUCCAGCCAGAAAAGUAUGCAGAAAGAGCAAAUCCCGAAUCAAGCCAGAAUCCCUUGGAGUACGUGAUCUGUUUUUUGGGAGGCUCAGAAAAGGGGCUUGAAUUAUUCAGACUGGAGCUUGAUGGAUAUAUUCAAGAUCUGAAGAAUCGUUUAGAUUCAAAGCAAAGCAACCUGGAGACCUGCAUUAAACCGCUCCUGAGAACUUGGUUUGAGGAUUUGGUGUGCCCUAUUCAGAGGAUGGUGAAGCUUUUCCAGGAGAAACUUGCCUUUGUGCUACAUGCUGCUCUGAGUUGCACUCCUGUUGAAGUGAAUGGAUCUGAAGAAAAGGCAGAGAAGGAUAUUAACAGGUUUCUUCAAGCAGCAAGUCUUCAAGAUCUUGUCCGGGAAACUACAAUGACUUCCUUAUGUACAGCAGCAGCAACAGAGGAGCAGUGCAAAUCGGUGAUGAUUGACUUGAAUGGGCCACAGCCUUGCUUCCACAGGGCAGGAACAAAUAAGUUCUGUGAAGACUGGACACAAGCAUUUCUGAAUGUUUCCGAAGGGGGGAAUCCCUUCCUUUUUCGGCAAAUACUGGAAAACUUUAAAUUGAAGGCCAUACAGGACAUCAACAACCUGAAGCGGUUCAUCCGGCAGGCAGAGAUGAGCCAUUAUGCUUUGUUCAAGUGCUACCUGUUUCUGAAGAACUGUGGUAGUGGAGAUGUGCUCUUGAAGAUUGUGAAAGUAGAAUAUGCAGAAAUGCAGGAAGCCAGAAAUGUCAUCAGUGUCCUGGAAGAAUUCAUGAGAGACCAGCUUGUAGCUUAAAUCCUUCUUCUGAACAGAGGGUGACUUGUACAAUACCAAACCAGUGUGUAUCCAUGUAGAAUCACAGUGGUUAAGUAGGCAGCAGGUGAGCUAUUUUGUUUUAAAUCAUGUGCACUCACCAUGGAGAGCUGCACUCAGUCCCAGCUCCUCACACUACACAAACAUGUUGUCAAAAAAGAAAGAAAAAAUCCUCUCGCAGCAUAAACUGUGAGGUUGAGUUAAAUAGGUAUUUGUUGGUGUGGGAACAAGCUGAGUAUUCAGGGGCUCACUCUCCUUCCUGCUUUCUCUUCUCUGUCUGGCUUGUGAAACCACAGCUUGUUUCCUUAUGGUGUCCAGAUUGUGGUUUUAAGCUUUCCUUAGAAACCGCAGUCGAAAGUAGGAUCAGUCCGUAGUUUGCAGCCCCUGCAUGUUAGGCUGCAACUUCCCAUAAGGGCCAGCUGCCGUCAACAAAGAACAAUGGGUUCGCUCUAGACUUCAGCAUAGUGUGGACCCAGGCUCUACUUCCUGGAGACAAAAUAAACAUAAGUGGUUUUGUUGGCACUAAUGGCUUGUGGGGGAGGGGGUGUCAGAGUAGAUGCCCAAAUGGCUUAUUAGAGGAUACAUGUAUGGAUCUCGUCUAGCCUAGAGCACCAUAGUUGCAAAUGUGGAUCAGGUGGAUGGAUUUUCUCCCAUUGUGUCUUGCUGACCUAUAGACGCAGGUCUCACCCCAGCAACAAGCUACUUACAUUUAUGUAUCUAUCCCCUCUCAGUCUAUCAUGGUGGCUGAACUUGGAGCCCCAAAUAAAUUACACAUUGGUCAAAUGACUUAUUAAUUAUUUAUAUUUGUACUUGUAAAACCUGGCCCCGUUUUGACAAGUUGUGGAUAUGGGGCUUUGGUUGAGGUACGUUUAUAUCGACCACUCAUGGGGGGGGCGGGGGGAAAGCUGAACAGUACAUCCGAAAUAAAAUCUCUGCACUGUGCAUAAAAUUGUUAGUGCAAAACUAUACUUACAUACACAAUAGAAAAAUAUUUUGACAUUUCUUACAUCAUGCUGCUUUGCAAGUACACUAUUUGCUUGAAUAGCCCUUGAUGGGAAAAGCACGUUCUAUUCAGCAUAUGUUUAAGGCAGAAUCACUUCAUUUGGUGCUAUAACAAUAAGACAUGGAAGAAGAUACUAACUGCGUAGGAAAAUAAAGAGGGUUCGUACUUUUGCAUUUGUUAAUCAGUGUAUGUUGUGGGGCAGUGAAAUCAACACAGUGACUAAUGAAUAUUAAAUUUGGUGAAAAUUAAUGUACUUUUGCUGUAUAAAUUCAAUCUGUAAAAUUCCAUGAGCUCUGUGAUACUGAUUUGCAUUCUAUUUGGAGACUCUUGGAGAACCUCAGAAAGCUUUCUUUAAUGCAGGACUAUUGAUUAAUUAGGCUAUUAAAUGCAUUCACCUUC